AUGGCGAUUGAAAUUGAAUUGGACCAAAACCCCGCCGUUGAGCUCUCCCAAAUUGGCAUGUCGGAGACCCACGGCGAAGACUCGCCGUACUUCGCCGGCUGGAAAGCCUACGAUGAAAAUCCUUAUAACGAAACAACCAACCCUUCCGGCGUCAUUCAAAUGGGCUUAGCUGAGAAUCAAGUGUCUUUUGAUUUGGUGGAAGAGUAUUUAGAGCAAAACUCUGAUGUUCUUCAAGCCAAUUCUUCUGGGUUUAGAGAGGACGCUUUGUUUCAAGAUUAUCAUGGGCUGCUCUCUUUUAGAACAGCAAUGGCUGGUUUCAUGGAGCAAAUUAGAGGCGGACGAGCUAGAUUUGAUCCAAAUAGAGUUGUUUUAACUGCUGGAGCUACCGCAGCUAAUGAGCUGCUGACAUUCAUUCUCGCGAAUCCCGGCGACGCGUUGCUUGUCCCAACGCCUUACUAUCCUGGAUUUGAUCGAGAUUUGAGAUGGAGAACCGGAGUGAAAAUUGUACCGAUUCAUUGCGAUAGUUCGAAUAAUUUUCAAAUAACUCCCAAAUCUUUGGAAGCUGCUUAUAAUAAUGCAAUAGCCAUGAAGAUGAAAGUUAGAGGAGUUUUGAUCACAAAUCCAUCAAAUCCACUUGGUGCCACAAUCCAACGGUCCACAAUUGAGGAGAUUUUGGAUUUCGUUACACGCAAAAACAUCCACCUCGUCUCCGACGAAAUCUACUCCGGUUCCGUUUUCUCCUCGGCCGAGUUUAUCAGCGUCGCCGAGGUUUUGGCAUCCCGCGGCUAUAAAAACGCCGAGCGUGUCCACAUCGUGUAUAGCCUAUCCAAAGACCUCGGCCUUCCCGGGUUUAGAGUCGGCACGAUUUAUUCAUACAAUGAUAAAGUCGUGACGACAGCUCGCCGGAUGUCUAGCUUCACUCUAAUAUCUUCACAAACACAGCGGUUUUUAGCGUCCAUGUUGUCGAACCGGAAAUUCACGGAAAAAUACAUUAAAAUGAACCGGGACCGGCUCAAGAAACGAUAUGAGAUGAUAAUUGAAGGACUCCGAACCGCUGGAAUUGAGUGCUUAAAAGGGAACGCCGGUUUAUUUUGCUGGAUGAACUUGAGCCCGUUGUUGAAAGACAAAAAAACCAAUACGGACGGUGAAAUUGAGCUUUGGAAGCGUAUUUUAAAAGAAGUGAAACUGAAUAUCUCGCCCGGUUCGUCAUGUCAUUGCUCUGAACCGGGUUGGUUCAGGGUUUGCUUUGCUAACAUGAGCGAACACACUCUGCAUGUUGCUCUUGACAGAAUACAUUGCUUCGUGGAGAAGCUGAAGAAGGAAGACGAAGCUAAUUAA
Cucurbita pepo subsp. pepo (vegetable marrow) is the source of this 1338-nucleotide messenger RNA. RefSeq names its product 1-amino-cyclopropane-1-carboxylate synthase 7 (gene ACS7). NCBI's taxonomy places the organism in Eukaryota, Viridiplantae, Streptophyta, Magnoliopsida, Cucurbitales, Cucurbitaceae. Gene Ontology annotation, molecular function: pyridoxal phosphate binding; transaminase activity. The record is from RefSeq and is a predicted model, not a curated record. Gene Ontology annotation, biological process: biosynthetic process; amino acid metabolic process.